CUCUGCCUUCUCAUGUCGGCCUUUAAUGCUCGCUUCAAAAACCUAGUAGGCGGCUCGAGACGCAGAUCCUCCAACAACGUUGCGGCCCAAAACACCACGACCCCGCCCCCGGGAAGCGCCAGCUCGUUAUCCCCGCCCUCCAACGCCAGCUCGUCCACCACCUCGCUCCCGCAAGCUCCUCCCAUGAAUCCAAACAAUCCGCUCGGCCGCCCGCCCUCGUACACCUACGCUUCUCCCGCCGCCGGCAACCUGGCUGCCCCGCCGCCGCAUGGUCGCUCCAACAGCCCCAUGCCGCCUCCGCCUAUAAACACUGCCCCGGGCCACGGAUACCCUCCGCAAGGUCAGAUGUACGGUCAGGCGCCCCCGGUGGGCCCUCCAGGGUACCCGCCGCAACCCCAACAGCCUGCAUACGGCGGUUACGGGAAUCCGCCUGCGGGACCGCAAGCAUACAGCCGACCGGCGGCAGUCGAGGUCGAGGGCGCGGGACGGAGCAAGGCGCAGCUGAUCGUCGGCAUAGAUUUCGGUACCACUUUCUCCGGCGUCGCGUUUGCGUUUGCAACAAACACCGAGGCGAAGGAGGACAUCAUCACGGAGUGGCCAGGCGCAGGAAACCAGACCAAACAAAAGAUUCCCACCGUAUUGUACUACGACCAAUACCAGAAGGUUGUCGGAUGGGGUCCAGAUAUCGCGGACGCUUUGGCCCCCACGGGUUACCCCAAGCCGGGCGUGCAGAAGGUGGAGUGGUUCAAGCUGCAGUUGAUGCUCUCUGGAAAUACAUACAUCGACCCCAUCAACCUGCCGCCUCUCCCUCCGGGAAAAUCCGAGAUUGAUGUCGCUGCCGACUACCUCUUCCACCUGCGCCAAGCGAUGCGGAAUCAGCUACAAAAGACGCUGGGAGAAGUGUUCAACCGCGAGGAGCGUAACAUCCGAUACUAUCUUACGGUGCCUGCUAUUUGGAACGAUGCCGGAAAGGCUGCGACAAGAGCAGCAGCGAUUCAGGCUGGAUUCUUGCGUGAUGAAAAUGACAACCGGUUGACACUCGUCACGGAGCCAGAAGCAGCAGCAAUGUUCUGUUCCAAAACCGGAUUGUUGAACCUCAAGGUCCACGACGCCGUGCUUAUUGUCGACUGUGGUGGUGGCACGGUCGAUUUGAUCGCCUAUGAAGUCGAAGAGGAGCAGCCUUUCUCCGUCGCAGAAUGCACAGCUGGUUCCGGUGACUCCUGUGGUUCGACAGCGCUCAACCGCAACUUUAGCAACAUUCUGCGCGCCAAGAUCCGUAAGAUGAAGUUGCCAGACGGUUCCAGGACAGCAGGAAAGGUGUACGCCAAGUGCAUCAUGGACUUUGAGAACCGCAUUAAGGCAGACUUCCGGAACAACGGCCAGAAGUGGGCGGUCGACGUCGGAAUCGAGGCGGAGUACCCUGAGGCCGGCAUCGAGGAAGGUUACAUGACUUUCACCAACGAGGAGAUUCUACAGUGUUUCGAGCCGGUGGUGAACCGGAUUUUGGAACUUGUCAGAAAUCAAAUCAUCGCCAUCCAGGCGCAGAACAGGUCAUUACAGAACGUGCUCGUCGUCGGCGGAUUCGGCGCGUCAGAAUACCUCUUCCAACAGAUCAAGCUGCACGUGCCGCCACAGUUCCAAUCCAAGGUGGUGCGGCCGAUGGACUCGGUCGCUGCCAUCGUCAAAGGCGCGGUGACGGCGGGCAUCACGGAGCGCAUCGUGACACACCGAGUGGCGCGGCGACACUACCUGAUGGCGACGCUGCAACCGUUCAAGGAGGGCCACCACCCGGAGCAGUACCGAGUGCCGUCGUUGGACGGCAAGGACCGAUGCAAGUUUACGCGGCAGAUCUUCGUGCAGAAGGGCCAGCGGGUCAAGAUCGGCGAGCCGGUCAAGGUCUCGUUUUUCCGGCAGGUCGCGCCGGGUGCGACGCUCAUGUACGAGGACAUCUUGUACGCCUGCGACGACGAUGUGUGUCCCGAGUACACAAAGGAUCCACGCAUAAAAGAGGUGGUGACGCUGACGUCGGACCUGUCGCGCAAGAACCUGGAGAAGGACUUCGAGCGGAUGGACACGCCGCAGGGCACCUUCUACCGCGUCUACUUCGACAUCUACCUCACGCUCGACGGGUCCGAGUUCAACGCCGAGCUUGUCUGCCAGGGUGAGGUCAUGGGCCGCUGCUCUGCACGCUUCAGGUAGAGAGCAAGCGAGCGCAGACGUAUGGUAUGGUGCGAGCGUGUGGCGGUGCUGAAGAAAUGACGGGGCCGGAGAGUUAUAUUAUUGUCGUUGUUGUGGUGGUGCGAAGGAGGCGAAAAAAAAAAAAAAAAAACGCGAGGACGGA
Aplosporella prunicola CBS 121167 is the source of this 2341-nucleotide messenger RNA. RefSeq lists its product as uncharacterized. The record is from RefSeq and is a predicted model, not a curated record. The coding region runs from base 13 to 2199 and encodes 728 amino acids. The transcript has 5 exons. Gene Ontology annotation, molecular function: ATP-dependent protein folding chaperone; ATP binding. NCBI's taxonomy places the organism in Eukaryota, Fungi, Ascomycota, Dothideomycetes, Botryosphaeriales, Aplosporellaceae.